Dendrobium catenatum is the source of this 717-nucleotide messenger RNA. RefSeq names its product translation initiation factor IF-2-like. Lineage: Eukaryota; Viridiplantae; Streptophyta; Magnoliopsida; Asparagales; Orchidaceae. The record is from RefSeq and is a predicted model, not a curated record. Bases 1 to 717 code for a protein of 238 amino acids. The transcript is spliced from 2 exons.
AUGGCUUCCUUCGCUCCUUCCAUUACUUUUGCUUUCGGUUCAGACGCGCGGGUUGCUUUCUCUGAGUCCCUGCUCGCUAGUCCGCCAGUUGGAGGGAUCACUUUUGGUUCCUUCACUGACUUGGCCUUCGUCACUCUUGGCGAGCCGACCCCGGCGGAGGCUGCUGCAUUCUCUCCUCCUCAGAGGAGAGGACGCGCAGUCAUGCGCCCUUUCGGACGACCAGCUGCUCGACGGACAGCCCGGGCACCUGCUCGUCCCGUUCAUGUACUUGCGCAGCCAGUGCGCGCUGUGGCUAGGCGACCAGUGCCUAGGCCACAUCCUGUUUCAGUUGUUCGUCCUGCGAUUAGGCGUCCAGUGCCUAACGCUCCCGCUGCGCAGGUUGCCCCGGCCCCUCAGCGCCGGCAGCCUGCUGCAGUUGUUCCACCUGUUCGUGGUGGCAGGGACGGUCAUGGGCGAUUGCGACCUCAUCGAGGCCUGGCGCUGUGCUUGGUUGCACAGCUGGCCCCGGCCCCUCAGCGCCGGCAGCCUGUUGUUGUUACUCCCGUUGUUCCGCUUUCUCACCCCGAGACUAUCGGGCAGACCCCGUCACUUCCAGUCGUCCCUGUUCCCCCUGCCACCCAGGCAGUGGGUUCAGAUGUCCUUUCCACCUCCACCUCCGGCCUUGGGAGAAGGGCCCGGAGGAAUAGGAAUAGGAGGUUGCGUUUAGCUGCGUCCUAG